This is a messenger RNA of Jatropha curcas, 3807 nucleotides long. The record is from RefSeq and is a predicted model, not a curated record. NCBI's taxonomy places the organism in Eukaryota, Viridiplantae, Streptophyta, Magnoliopsida, Malpighiales, Euphorbiaceae.
UCUUUUUUUUUUUUUUUUGUAUAAAGAAACAAAGUAGUUAAAAGCGAACGCAAGUGACUGUGACAUCUUCUUUGGCUCUCUGUGUUCCACGGUAGUUUUCUCUCGUCGUUUAUAUAUUUGUGAAGCGAUAGGCUCAAUGCAGCUUUUCUUCUUCUUCUUUGUUUGGCUCGACUGAAAUGGAAGAAGAAAGAGAAACUGGAAAUAAGAACAGUUUGGUUUUUGCUGUUAAUGGAAAGAGAUUUGAGCUUUCUAGUGUUGAUCCUUCUACGACUUUGCUUGAAUUCCUGCGUACACAGACUAGUUUCAAAAGCGUCAAGCUCGGUUGCGGUGAAGGUGGUUGUGGUGCUUGUGUCGUUUUGCUCUCCAAGUACAAUCCAGUGCUUGACCAAGUUGAGGAUCUUACAGUGAGCUCAUGUCUUACGCUCCUCUGCAGCAUAAAUGGAGCCUCAAUCACAACAAGUGAAGGCCUUGGUAAUAGUAAAGAUGGUUUCCACUCAAUUCACCAAAGGUUCAGUGGAUUCCAUGCUUCCCAAUGUGGCUUUUGUACUCCUGGAAUGUGCAUGUCCUUGUUUGGAGCCCUUGUUAAAGCUGAAAAAACUGAUAGACCAGAGCCUUCUCCGGGUUUCUCCAAGCUUACAGUCAAUGAAGCUGAAAAAGCUAUUGCAGGAAAUCUGUGUAGAUGUACCGGAUAUCGACCCAUUGCUGAUGCAUGUAAAAGUUUUGCAGCAGAUGUUGAUAUGGAGGACUUGGGACUUAAUUCUUUUUGGAAAAAGGGAGAGCCGCAGGAAGUAAAGAUAGGUAGUAUGCCUCCAUAUAAUCAAGAGAUUUGCACUUUCCCUGAAUUUUUAAAAACAGAAGUUAAAUUUCCCCUGCUUUUGGAUUCUAAAAGAUGCUCUUGGCAAGAAGAUGCUCUUGCAGUCAACCUUAUCAUCUGGAGAAAGUUGGCUAACAAAUUUGUUAGAAAUACAGGCAGCAUUGGUGGCAAUUUGGUGAAUGGGCAGCAGAGGAAAAGUUUUCCUUCAGAUAUUGCCACAUACUUCUUGCAGCUGGUUCCUUAUGUUCAUGUAAUAAGUGGCACGGUGCAUGAAAAGCUUACUCUGGAGGAGUUUUUAGAAAAGAAUGGACACGAUGAUAUUUCAAUGUCUGAGGAAAUUAAAUUAAAGGAGAACCAUGAUAAGCUGGAUCAUGUUAAAUCCCCCUCUUUGCUGUUAUCAUCCAAGCAGGUGAUCCAAUUAAACAAGCAGUAUGAUCCUGUUGGGAAGCCGAUUGCAAAAACUGGAGCUUUUCUUCAAGCUUCUGGUGAGGCUGUAUAUGUGGAUGACAUUCCCUCUCCUAGAAAUUGUCUACAUGGAGCAUUCAUUUAUAGCACAAAGCCUUUUGCAAAGGUAAAGAGUAUAAAGUUCAAUUCAGAAUCACUUCCAGAUGGAGUCACUGCAGUCCUUCCAGAUGGAGUCACUGCAGUCAUUUCUUUCAAAGACAUUCCAAAAGGUGGGCAAAAUAUUGGCAGUCUCUUUGCAUUUGGUCCUGAACCAUUGUUUGCUGAGGAGCUUACUCAGUAUGCUGGAGAGCCUCUGGCAUUCGUGCUUGCAGAUACACAAAGAAAUGCAGAUAUAGCAUCGAAGCUCGCUGUGGUAGAUUAUGACCUGGAAAAUCUACAGCCACCCAUUUUGACUGUAGAAGAGGCUAUUGAGAGAUCUAGCAUUUUUGAGGUGCCGCCAAUUAUCUACCCCAAACAAAUUGGUGAUGUAUCUAAGGGAAUGGCUGAAGCAGAUAACAAGAUUCUAUCUGCCGAGGCUCCAAUACGUUUCUUCUAUUCUAAUCAAGCCCCCGAGAUAAUCGCACACACUGUAAUCGCAAAAUGUCUGCGGUUCCCUGAGCACAAUGUGCGUGUGCUUACAGAGGAGGGUUGGAGGAGGUUUGGUGGAAAGGCCUUAAAAGCCAUGCCUGUUGCUACAGCUUGUGCACUUGCAGCACACAAGUUACAACGUCCUGUGAGGGUAUAUCUCAAUCGCCACACUGAUAUGAUAAUGGUAGGAGGAAGGCAUCCUAUGAAAAUAACUUACAGUGUAGGAUUCAAGUCCAAUGGAAAAAUUACUGCCUUAAAACUUGAUAUAUUAAUCAAUGCUGGCAUAUCUAUCGAUGUGAGUCCAGUGAUGCCAAAAGCCAUCGUGAGUGCACUUAAAAAGUAUGAUUGGGGAGCUUUAUCUUUUGAUAUAAAGGUAUGCAAAACAAAUGUUGUAAGUAAAUCAGCAAUGCGAGCCCCUGGAGACGUGCAAGGAUCAUAUAUCGCAGAAGCUAUAAUUGAAAAUGUAGCGGCUUUUCUUUUUAUCAGUUCAGAUUCUGUUAGAGCCAUAAAUCUCCAUACGUAUAAUACCCUUAAGUUAUACUAUGAUCUUAGCGCAGGAGAACCUCUAGAAUAUACUUUAACUUCAAUAUGGAAUAAGUUAGCCACAAGUUCGAGCUUUGAACAAAGGACUGAGCUGAUAAAAGAGUUUAAUAGGUCUAAUGUGUGGAAGAAAAGAGGUAUUUCUCGAAUACCUGUAGUGUAUGAAGUCGGAACAAGACCAACAGCUGGAAAAGUGAGCAUUCUAAACGAUGGGUCUAUUGUGGUUGAAGUUGGAGGACUUGAAAUUGGCCAGGGCCUCUGGACAAAGGUAAAACAGAUGGUUGCUUUUGCUCUUAGUUCCAUCAAAUGUGAUGGAGCAGGAGACCUCUUGGAUAAAGUUCGAGUCAUACAAUCUGAUACCUUGAGUUUAACUCAAGGGGGGAUGACUGCUGGGAGCACUACAUCUGAGUCGAGCUGUGAAGCAGUUAGACUUUGCUGUAAUGUUCUGGUUGAGAGACUGAUGGCUGUGAAGGAAAGGUUGCUGGCGCAAAUGGAUUCUAUAAAAUGGGAGAAACUUAUCAGUCAGGCAUAUUUGGAAGCUGUGCACUUGUCAGCAAAUUCUUACUUUGUCCCUGAGUCUGCUUCCAUGGAAUACUUAAACUACGGUGCCGCAGCAAGUGAGGUAGAAGUAGAUCUUCUGACAGGGCAUACAACAAUUUUGAGAUCUGAUAUUUUAUAUGAUUGUGGACAAAGUCUCAACCCUGCUGUGGAUUUAGGACAGAUUGAAGGAGCUUUUGUCCAAGGAAUUGGAUUUUUCAUGCUUGAAGAACACACAACAAACUCAGAUGGAUUAGUAGAUGCCAAAGGGACAUGGACGUACAAGAUACCUACAAUAGACACCAUACCAAAGCAGUUCAAUGUAGAGAUAAUUAACAGUGGGCAUCAUCAAAACCGUGUUCUCUCUUCAAAAGCUUCUGGUGAGCCACCACUGCUCCUAGCAGCCUCAGUUCACUGUGCUACAAGAGCAGCUAUAAGCGAAGCUCGGAAACAGCUUGAUUCAUGGGGUUGCCUAGACAGUUCGCGCUCGACAUUUCAGGUGGAUGUCCCUGCCACCAUGCCUACUGUGAAGGAGCUUUGUGGGUUGGACAUUGUGGAGAGGUACUUACAGUGGAAAAUGGAAGGCAACUGAUAGUUAUCAAGCUCUACUUAAUAAUAAGGUACCAUGGAUUUUAGUAGUCAAGCACAACACAUCUUAAUAAACUUGGAUUGUGCUUCUUCUUCUUUCAUUGUUCUUCUUCUGUUUUUCUUCUUCUUCUUCUUCUUCUCUUAUGGGUUAAAGCUGUAAAUUUCUUCACUCAUGGGGAUGCUGUUUUUAUCUAUUAUACAUUUUGGUCUGAGAUAACAUUUCAUUCAUGAAAUAUAUAUAUAUAUAUAAUUGGAAAAGGAAAGAAAACGCCAUGAUAGUAAAUUUUGUAAUUUUA